Molecule: messenger RNA, 2358 nt
Organism: Eupeodes corollae
Lineage: Eukaryota; Metazoa; Arthropoda; Insecta; Diptera; Syrphidae
Exons: 1
Coding region: 1-2358 (785 amino acids)
Molecular function (GO): nucleic acid binding; RNA-DNA hybrid ribonuclease activity
Source: RefSeq, a predicted model, not a curated record
AUGGAAUCACUAAGCGGAACCAAAGGUACAACUCCCGGCGCCGACAAAAUUUCUUUCAAAAUGCUUAAAUAUCUACCCGUGGAAGUAAUACUCAGGCUAGUUAGGUUAUAUAAUAAUAUUAUGAAAGAAGGUGUUUAUCCACAUGAAUGGAAGAAAGCUCAUUUAAUUCCGAUUCCUAAGCCCAAUGACAACCAGAACUCCUUAGACAGCUACCGUCCAAUAUCCCUUCUUUCAGUACUGUCCAAAUUAUUCGAGAAAAUAAUAGGGAACAGGCUCAAAUGGACUCAAGAAAAGCAUCUUAACAGCGGUCAACACGGCUUUAGACCAGGAAGAGGCACCCACACUUUGCUUCACAUGCUAGACCAUGCAGUGCACGCAGAGUUAGCCUUACGUCACCAUUCUGUUCUUUUGUCCAUGGAUUUGGAGAAAGCGUUUGAAAGGGUUACUACUUAUGGAGUGAUUAAUCAAUUAAAAAACUGGGGAAUCAACAAGCAACUACUUCAGGUAAUUUCUUCUUUUAUGUCAAAUAGAACAAUCAUCGUGAAGAUAAAUGGACACCUUUCAACUGCUACUUCCAUCCAAAAUGGAAUUCCGCAAGGUUCACCAAUCUCUACCGUGUUAUAUAACGCUUAUGUUAAUCCACUCCUUGAAACACUUCAGUCUGAGCUGGUACAGACAAAAACCAUACUUACCUAUGCUGACAAUAUUUUCGUCUUAGCAUCGGGAAAACCAGAUGAAGUCAAAAACACUUUAAACUCGACAGUAUCAAAAGCACUUGAAUGGUGUGAUGAAUCUGGAGCAAAAAUGCCAAUAAAUAAAAUGGAUGCUUUACAUGUUUGUAGAAAACACAAUUGUAUGAACACUGAUGUAAAUAUUGGGCUCACUAGCAUUUCUCUUCUGAACAAAGCCAAAAUCUUAGGACUAGCCUGUACUAAAACUUGGAAAUGGCAUUCUCAUGAAAAAAUUAUAUCGCAAAAGCUCGGUAAAACAAAUAACUUGCUUAAAAUAAUUUGCAGUAAGUACAAGGGACCUCACAUAAACACUGCAAUCGAUAUAGCAAAAACGCUUAUAAUAGGAGCUAUCCAACACGGCUUUACUGUAUAUUCUCAAUGGACUAAGCAAAACGACCAGAAGGUACAAGUAAAAAUAAAUGCUGUGCUUAGAACUGCUUUAGGAGCAUUACCUUCAACUCCCAUCGAAGCUUUACUUGCCGAGGCCAAUAUCUCCAGCUUUACAAAUAUGAAAGUUAUAGCGCAAAAUAAACUUUUUUCUAAAAGUAUUGUAAAUACAAAACAUGCUCUGCAUGAUAUUUGCAAAUCAGGUUGGUUUCAAGUCGAAACCUCAAAGAACAAAUGUGCCAUCUUCAGUUCAAUUCGCAACAUCAAAGCUUCGAAAAUAAACAUACCUGAAAUUCACAAUUAUGAUGACCAAACUCCUCCUUGGCUGUUUCCUAGAUAUCUUAUAAAUAUUUCCUUAAGAGAAUCUUCAAAAGAAAGUACACCAAAUGAAGUCUUUAGACAAAAGUUUGCUGAAAUAAUAGAAACUGUCAAUUUUGGUUGCGUUCUAUACACGGACGCAUCCUGUAAAGAUGGUGUAACCGGAUACUGCGUUUAUAGGCUUGACAGUACCAACAACAAAGUUUUACUCCAACAACUUACCAUCCCUGACCAAAAUUCGUAUACUGGUGAAGUAAUGGCAAUAGUGGAAGCGUUCAAAUAUGCCCUAAAUUUAACUGUCAAAACAGCUAUCUGCAGUGACUCUCUCAGCGCAAUUCUGGCUAUUAAAAACAACAAAAAUCAAGUGCCAAUCAUUCAAGCUCUAAGAGCCCAUCUCUGUUCAGAAUGUCCACGCAUUCAUUUAAUAUGGUCACCAGGACAUGUAGGAAUUCCAGGGAAUGAAAAAGCAGACGCUGGUGCACGCCAAGCAAUUAUAAUGCCUCUAGAAUACAAAAUACCACCAUUUGCAAACUCCAUAUGGAUUCAUUCUUUCAAGAUUAUUCAAGAGGAAUCAGAGAAUCGUUGGAAUCAAUCAAAAUCAUUUUUGAGAACACAUAAGCCAAAUUUAUCACCUGUAACCUAUAACAAAGACUUAAAACGAUAUCAAGCAGUACAGAUUUCACGAUUGAGACUAGGCCACACUAUGUUUAACAAAUCGCAUCUCUUUAAAAAAGAAGACCCACCAUUAUGCAACUUUUGCAGAGAACUACUAACAGUUAAACAUAUUUUGCAAUGCUGCAGAAUAACAAAGGAACAUUUCAUGGGAAACGUUCCCAGCAUCAAAGAAUUAUUAGAUCCUUCAGUACAUCCCAGUACUUCAAAAUUGUUUCCGCUGUUAGCAAAGCAUAACAUUCAAAUUUAA